AUGUACACUACUUCCACCUCCGUGCAAGGGUCCCUAAAUGGCCUAGGUAGCGACCUUGUCGAUGGCUCUGGCACCAUCAACCCCGCCGCCCUCAACAACCCAGCCACUCUCCACUCAUCACCAUUGAGCGCCCCUGUUGCUCCUUCGACGACCAACGACGUCCCGACAACCGAUAAUUCCCACGUUAGCGGCCUCACCCUCACACGAGGCAUCAAACGCGGCCGUUCAGUUGACCAGAACGACGAACACGCUGAGGGUGAUGGUGUUGAGGAUGAUGAACAAGUUCGUCGCAAACGAGGAAGACCACCAAAGCAUCCACGUCCAUCUGGAACAACCCCAACGUCGAGCCCUCUCGCCUCACAGAAACAAACGAGGCCAUCACUACCACAACAACCUCAGACCCCACAACUCUCCACGCAACGACUCCCGCACAUGGCUAACACCCCAGCUUCACAAUCAUCCCCUCCACCCCGAACGACACCUACAAAACCGGUCAUCAAAGCCUUGCCCACUGUCCGAGAUCAUACCACCGACCAAUUAAGCCCGGAAGGAGAUGAAUAUAUACCCAAAGAAUAUGAUACAAACGGUGAGAAGAAAGUGGAUGCGCUUGGAUAUCUUCAAAACGGGCGUACCUAUAAGUGCCGCACCUUCCGUGUCCAUAACAGGGGGCAAAAGCUUUUCAUGUUAGCUACAGAAUGUGCUCGGGUUCUUGGGUACCGCGACUCGUACCUUCUCUUCAAUAAAAACCGAUCGCUAUAUAAAAUUAUCGCCAGCCAGGAGGAAAAGGAUGAUCUAAUCACUCAAGACAUUCUCCCGUAUUCUUAUCGCUCCCGUCAAAUUGCGAUUGUUACCGCAAAAUCCAUGUUUCGCCAAUUCGGCAGCAGAGUUGUAGUGAAUGGUCGACGGGUACGUGACGAUUAUUGGGAAAGUAAAGCCCGAAAACAAGGCUUUACCGAAGAGGACUUGGCAGGAGAGAAGCGUCCUGGAGGGGCCAAAGCUAGAGAAGCAGCUGAAGCAGCGAACGCUGGGGCGCUUCCAGCUCUUGGUCACGGCGAUGUGAUUUAUAGCAACGCCCCCCCUCCGGAUGGGUUGGUGCAGGCCCCUGGGUUACCACCCGGCCUGACAACGAGCCUAGCACCCCUUCCAAUGAUUAGCCCUGUUCCUUCGGAUGACCCGCGGAUGAGAGAGUAUAGCAGCAUGCCGCGGCCACGACAAGAGAUGGCGGGACAGCCCUACCAGAAUCGCAUCCAAUCUAGUGCCACCCCUGAGUUAAUAAACCAGGCUUCGCACACAACAGAAUUCAGUAAGGUUUUGAAUCAGCAACGAGGAUUUCGGGGGAGAGGACUGGAGGAUAGCUGGUUCAAAUCGCGAGAUCUACCAACUUCUGACCAAAACUUACCCCCGUUAUCCGGCCAAAUCGAACCGAAUUUAACCACGUCCCAGACGCUCCAGUCUCCGCAGUUGACUUCUUCGGGAAUACUAUCAUCUACCCCGAUUCCACAGCAGCCACAGCAUGUCCUUACACCACAACCCUCUUUCACACAAUCCUCGAUAAACCAUUCUAUGCGUGGAAUAUCGCAAAGCAUAAGACCCGACCAGUUACAUCACCGCGCCACUAAUAAUACUCUUUCUUCAGUGGGCACGAGCCAAGCUCCGUUAUAUACAUAUCAACCACAGCAAAUGUGGGGACAGCCACCCCCUCAGCCCAUAGGGACGCCUCAGUUCAAUCCUCAACUGCAUUCACAGCAAUCACCGUCUCCUCAUUUGCCACCGCAUCAAUCGCCGCGACACCUAAGCCGCCCUAGCCCGUCUCCUCAGUUGCAUUCCCAGGCGCAGACCCAUGGCCAGCAGAACCUUGUUGCUGCUGGCUAUCCGAGCAAUACAGGAACGUUAUACCCGUCAAUGGCUGCUCCAAGGGGAUCCUAUUCGUCAGCGGCUACUGUAGGACAGCCUUACAUUUCAAGCCAAAGCCCACAGCCAAAUAUAGGUCUGGGAAUGGCCACCAAUGCAACGCUUCCCGGUUGGCCGUCCACGGCGGGAGGUUCUUUACAACCCGGUCAAUCUCAAGCAGGUGCCUCGCAAACCGGAUGGCCGAGUACAUUUUGA
Messenger RNA from Uncinocarpus reesii 1704, 2106 nucleotides. RefSeq lists its product as uncharacterized. NCBI's taxonomy places the organism in Eukaryota, Fungi, Ascomycota, Eurotiomycetes, Onygenales, Onygenaceae. The record is from RefSeq and is a predicted model, not a curated record. The transcript has 3 exons. Gene Ontology annotation, molecular function: chromatin DNA binding. Gene Ontology annotation, cellular component: nucleus. The coding region runs from base 1 to 2106 and encodes 701 amino acids.